GGAAGUUCCUUAAAUAUGGAGCAACAUCGGAUAUCACGCAAGACGGCUCGAGAGCGCUAUCAGGGCGGACAGGCGGACGAGAGGAUCAUCGAACCCGCACACCAGACCGGCUGCGUCUGUCAGAGGAGGAAGUUCAGUUCAAUACGAGAAGAGAGGCGCCGCCACAAGCAGCUUUUAAUCCUACCGCGUCGCUGAAGGACCCCCACCCGGCUCUGUCCGUCCGUCGGUCCGUCGAGGGUCCUGCUGUCCUCCCAAUCCUCCAAUCAUGACGCACCUCCCGCUGCUCUUGGCCGUGUGGGGAGCGGCACUCGUCUCGGCCGUCCGGCCGCGGACCUCUUUCCUGCUGGACUCGUCAGACAGAGGUCUGGUUCACUUCAGCCAACCGAACGUCCGCAACACCACCACCCUGUUGCUAAGCGACGAUGGCUCAACCCUCUACGUGGGGGCACGGAAUAACAUCCUCUCUUUGGACGUUAGCGAUCCUGAGGUCAUCACCCUGAAGGAGGAGACGAGGUGGUCACCAUCUCGGGAGGACAUUGAGGCAUGUUCUAAAAAGCAGAAGAGUGCGGAGGUCGACUGUCCCAACUUCAUCCGCGUGCUGCAGCCCAUGAACUCCACCCACCUCUACGCCUGUGGCAGCUACGCCUACAACCCCCAUGAUGCACUGCUGGACAUCCAGACCCUCACCCUGACCUCCGUCUCCGCCGGUGCCAAGGGCCGCUGCCCCUUCAACCCCUUCGAGAGGAACACGGCCAUCACCCUCGACGGGGAGCUGUUCACCGCCACCACAGAGGACUUCAGGGGCGGUCGGCCCAGCAUCUCUCGUCACUUCAGCCGAGACGGAGGCAAAGCUGUCCUUCUGGAGACCUCCAACUACGUUUUGGACGAGCCCACAUUUGUCAGUUCUGCUUUCGACCAGAAGGAGGGGAAGCUCUACUUCUUCUUCUCGGAGGUCCUGAAGGAGUUCAAUUGCAUGCUGGAGCAAAGGGGAGCCAGGCUGGCUCAGGUCUGCAAGGACGACGUUGGAGGUCAGAGAACCCUCCAGAGGAAGUGGACGUCCUUCGCCAAGUCCCUGCUGCUGUGCCAGCCUCCCAAGCAGCAGCCCUUUGACCUGCUGCAGGACAUGUUCACCCUCCAGCCACCAGGGGGAGACUCCUCCAGAGAGACGCUGUUCUACGGCGUCUUCACAAGCCAGUGGUCCCGGGGCUCAGAGGCGUCUGCAGUGUGUGGGUUCAAGAUAGAGGACAUCAGGAAGGUGUUUUCAGGCGACUACAGGACCUUCAACCCAGACAAGCACCACUGGAGCACCUCAGGAACCCGGAGGAACGUCCAGGGACAGUGCGGCCUGUGGAACGCCAGCGACGUGGUCCUGGAGGAGGUGAAGAAGAGCUUCCUGAGCCACGGCAGCGUGCAGGCGGCCCCGCUCCUGACCUCCACGGGGCCCCACGCCGCGGCCUACAGCCGGCUGGUCGCCACGACGACCCUGUCGGCCAAUCAGAAGGAGUACACCGUCCUGCUCCUGCUGACAGAGACGGGGUUUCUCCACAAGGUGGUGCUGUUGGACGGGGGUCCACGCGUCAUCGAGGAGGUCCAGGUCUUCAGAGAACCUCAGCUGGUCAAGAGCCUGCUGGUGUCCCCCUCCAAGGGGGUGGUGUACGUGGGCUGGUCCGGGGGAGUGACGGCGGUUCCCCUGGCCAGCUGCUCCAGCUACCAGAGCUGUGGCCAGUGCGUCCUGGCCCAGGACCCCUUCUGCAGCUGGGACCCGGACCGGGUGGCCUGCACCCGGCUCCACACAGCGGGAGCGGCGCAGGAUGUAGAGAACGGGAACGCUAUGAAGGAGUGUGCUGGCUCCUCCUUUACUCCUAACACAGAGGCAGUGCCGGCCACUCUGAACGAGGUCCUGACCCUCCCGUGCUCCCAGCCGUCGGCCCUGGCCUCCCUGAACUGGACCGGAGACGGGCUCACCCUGCGCCCCAAGCUCUUCCUGCAUCGCCCCGACGGCAGCCUGAGCUUCGUGGUGCGGGCGGACACCCUCGGGGUCUACACCUGCACCUCCCACGAGGCAGGGUACCACGAAGUCCAGGUGGUCUACACCGUCUCCGAGAAAACCCCGCCCGCGGCCUCCGUCCCCAUUCACGCCCCCACUCACGCCCCCACUCACGCCCCCACUCACGCCUCCCCUCACGCCCCCACUCACGCCCCCCCUCACGCCCCCACAAGCAGCACCUUCCGGGAAGGGUCCGGGAUCGACAACGUCCUCGUAGUGCAGGUUCUCCCAAAGAUCAAGCUGAAUGAGAAAUCCCUUAUUGUAGAGCGCUUGCCGACGGGGCCCACGACGGGCUACAGCCACCCGAAGGGGUCCGACGUGAGGGUGAAGGAGCUUGGCCGGAGCUACUACACUGAGCUGGUGGUGGUGUCCCUGCUGAUGGCGCUGUGUGCCAGCGUGGUGCUGCUGGGCCUGGCCUACUGCUGGCGCCAGAACCGCCCGGGCGGCUUCCCCAAGCCCCAGGCGGGACCCGGGGCCGAGACCCCGGGGAAGUGUGAGGACCAGGAGGACUCACUGGAACUGGAGUACCCGGAAAAGCACUGCAUUCUGGAGCAGGAAGGUCUUGCGCCCGAGGUGCCGGUCCAGGCCUGAGGGGAGGGGCCAGAGGCAGAUCAAAGCUCUCCCUGGUGCCUGAUGCAUAUUUUGUUCGAUGUAGUCGUUUCUACUGCAUCAUGGGAGCUAUAACAAUUCAGACUCUAUAGUCUCUUUAAGGGAGGACUGGUUACCGUGAACACGUUUGUUUAUUUGGAGGUCAUUCCAAUUGCAUCAUGGGUACUGUGUCGGUUUGAGGGGUCACUCACAAAGUGAGGCCAAUUUUGGACUACGAAAGGGGGAGGGAUUUACAGCAAAGUAAAAAUAGGAGAUUGCUCGAUGGACUUGGCUUCGAUUCUUCCUCUUGAUGAAAUAAUCAUGGGGGCGAAACAAAAGUAUCGCUAAGCUGAAGGAAGGCUAACCUGCUAACCUGAAGGAGGGCUAACCCGCUAACCAAAAGGACCGAUAGAUAACAGGGAUACAACUUUAUUAAUCCCCCGGAGCGGAAAUUUCUUUGUUACAACAGCAGUGGAAGACAGAGGAUACAAUACAAUGAAAAAUACAAAAUAUUGCAAAGGAAAGGAAAUAUAAAUGCUAAAGUAAGGACAAAAAAGUAAGAAUUUUGUCCGUCUGGUUGAAUGGAUAACAGUGUUAUAACGGUGGCCUUACUCUGACGUCCACCACAGCCCUGCUACAUACCCUGCUACGUAGCGCCUUAAAGAGGCCAGGGUUGGACCCUGCACUCCGCUAGACCACACCGAGCUGAACACGCUAACCCUUGCUAUAGCAAUGGCUAGCCGCAACGGCGUUAGCAGCUCGACCGCUAGCCAUUGGCGAAUAAAUGGCUAGCAUUUCGCAUAGCAACAGCUACCGGUAAGCAUGCAAAGGAGCGGAAAAUUAGCACAGCGAUUAGCACCGCAACGGCUAGCAGUGAGCAUAGCGGAGGCUUAGCUUUGUACGCAGGCUGCUUUCAGUAUUUUAGUUAGCUUUGAGUGAUGUGCCGACGUUGAACCUCAGUCUCCAUGGAGACCACGUGGAGAUUGAGGAGUAUAUUGAUCCGGAUCAAUACAGAAUGUAACAUUUUAUUUGUCCAUAUUCAAGCUGUGAAGUUCAAUAACUGUGUUUCUCUUCAUAAUUCUCCUUACUUUUGAUGUGUGCUAUUUGUUAAAAUAUUUUGAAUAAAUUGUUCAUUUAAAGUUUAA
This is a messenger RNA of Gadus morhua (Atlantic cod), 3780 nucleotides long. RefSeq names its product semaphorin-4A. Gene Ontology annotation, molecular function: semaphorin receptor binding; chemorepellent activity. Gene Ontology annotation, biological process: positive regulation of cell migration; negative chemotaxis; axon guidance. Lineage: Eukaryota; Metazoa; Chordata; Actinopteri; Gadiformes; Gadidae. The record is from RefSeq and is a predicted model, not a curated record. The transcript has 14 exons. The coding region runs from base 266 to 2638 and encodes 790 amino acids. Gene Ontology annotation, cellular component: plasma membrane.